AUGGAGCUGACUCAGGUGCUGCCGGAGGAAUUGCUCGCCGAAGUACUCCGCCGCGUCGAGCCACACGGCCUCGCCGCGUGCCGCUGCGCCUGCAAGGCCCUGCUCGCCGUCAUCGACGCCCGACGCCUGCUGCACGCGGACCUCCUCCCGCUCUCCGUCGGCGGCAUCUUCAUCAACUUCCACAGCGAAGAUGCGUCAGAGUUCUUCGCCCGUCCCCCCACGGGCCCCACCAUCUCCGGCAGCUUCGACUACCUGCCCCCUACCGAUGGCCACUCCCACUACCUUGGUAAAACUGAGGAUCACUGCAAUGGCCUUCUUUUACUCGAGGAUUACUCGGAGAAUUAUUAUGUGGUUAACCCGGCAACUAGGCAGUACGAUUCUUUGCCGCACCACCCGUCCAUGUCCCAGUACAAGGAGAUGGAUGCGGACUUCAGAUACCAAGAGUACCUCGUGUUUGAUCCCAUGGCAGCGCCCCAUUAUCACGUGUUUGUGAUCCCAAAUCCUUUGCGCAAAAGGAAGCCCGAAGAUUUUGGUUAUGACAGAACGGUGGACGAAUUGGACCCUGUUAUGGAGAAAUCCGAAUGGCCGCCAUCUGUGUGGGCUCUGCACGUCUUCUCCUCGAGGUCGGGCCGUUGGGAGGAGAGGUCUUUCAUUCGAGAUGGGAAGGCUGCAGGCACCGUCGCUGAUGUGCGGCGGCAUUCGGGCUGGUGCUAUGACAAGCAUUAUGCUGUCUACUGCCGGGGUGCACUCUACGUGCACUGCAAAGCUGAUUUCGUUAUGAGGAUCUCUUUGUCAAAUGAUAAGUACCAAGUAAUUAAACCACCGGAACUGGGCGAGUGCCGAAAGCUCCAUCUUGGACGAUCAGAAAAAGGGAUCUACUUUGCAUCUAUUUGUGAAAGGUCUCGUCUUCUGGUUUGGGUCCUUGACGAAUCGUCUCGCCAGCCGAAUUGGGUGUUGAAUCAUAGCAAUUGCCUUCCACCCAUAUUGGAUCGUCAUGUUCUUGGCCCAUGGGUCUUACAAGAUAUCAACUUUAAUCAGUAUCUCAAAGAGACAAAAGGGCACAAUGAAGAAGGUGAAGAUACGGGAUACGUGAAAUAUCUAAAAGAAAAGAAACUAGAGUUGAACUCCGGUAAGGAAGAGCUAGUGGAAGAAAAGUUUGAAUGGGACUUUGAAAAUGACAACACACUUCACAAGGAAGAUGUGGUUGAUGCUGGCAAUGGAUACUUUGGUAUCCUUGGAUUCCAUCCAUAUAAAGAGAUUGUCUUUCUAUAUGUAAAUAUGAAGAGAGGGUUGGCCUAUCAUUUGAAAGAUUUAAAGGUUCAGGACCUGGGCCAUUUAUACCCAACAACUUGUCAUUUAGCAUUGACGAACGAGUGUUUCAUAACCGAGUCAUUCCCAUACACACUCUGCUGGACAGGGCACGAGUAA
Messenger RNA from Hordeum vulgare subsp. vulgare (domesticated barley), 1428 nucleotides. RefSeq lists its product as uncharacterized. Bases 1 to 1428 code for a protein of 475 amino acids. The transcript has 2 exons. The record is from RefSeq and is a predicted model, not a curated record. Gene Ontology annotation, molecular function: protein binding. NCBI's taxonomy places the organism in Eukaryota, Viridiplantae, Streptophyta, Magnoliopsida, Poales, Poaceae.